Aspergillus tubingensis is the source of this 315-nucleotide messenger RNA. RefSeq lists its product as uncharacterized. Lineage: Eukaryota; Fungi; Ascomycota; Eurotiomycetes; Eurotiales; Aspergillaceae. The coding region runs from base 1 to 315 and encodes 104 amino acids. The transcript has 2 exons. The record is from RefSeq and is a predicted model, not a curated record.
AUGUCCCAGUAUGAUUUGGAUGAAACAAUAUCGGGACCCAAAGGGAAAGGUGGUUUUCGAUCCACGGUUGACGGUUUUUUUGUUUUUCUGGUACCUCGUAUCCGUCGGCCAUCGACUGCUCUGGCCUGGGCCCUGCUCUUCUCGCACGGACACUUGCGUCCCGGCCCUCAUCCCAAUGCACUUGCGCAGAAAAACCCAUUCUCCGUCAAAGGCAAACGGUCCCUGGUCCGCUUCUUCCAUUCCACGGCCAAGGUCACCUGUUCUUUCUCCUGGGACCCUGGCUCUGACGGGGGAGCAGCCCCCCCGAUCGUUUGA